CAUAAUUAACACAGAACUAUAUAUGUUUUACAAGCUCAUAUAUAUAUAUAUAUAUAACAUCUCCAUCUUGCUUACUGUACCAGUACCACCAUUAAUUACUUCAGCCAUGAACUUGCUCGGGAGUGACCCCUUCUCGCGGUCUCCAUCAUAUUUAGAUGAGGAUAUCCUGAUAAGAAAACUCCUCCUUACCCAUGACCCUGAUGGUCGUCGUCUUGAUUCUGAGCUAUUGCUUCUUUUAACAGAGCACAUCAUGCAUUAUGCUACCACAUCAGAAGUACCAGUUGCCUCUUUGGUCGGUAACAUUAGCAACGUUGAAGAACUCAGUUCCCUAGAACCUCUCAGACAGGCCAUAUAUGAGAUUUCAAUCCAGUUGCUCUGCAAGUGUUCUAGUGAAGGUAAUCUCCACAUGAGGACGAUGGUUUUGUUUGAUAUGCUAGGGAAGUAUAAUUGGGAUGAGAAAAUGGCAUUAGUACUUGCAGCAUUUGUGAUAAGCUAUGGGAAAUUUAGGCUCCUUAUGCAACUCAAUCCUUGGCAUCCUUUGGCAGCAUCGAUUGCAAUGCUUAAGCGAUUGCCUAAUGACUUGAGAGCAUUGAAGCCUCGCUUUAAGGCAUUGAGCCUGUUGGUUAAGACAAUGAUGGAUGUGACAAAGUGCAUCAUCAAGUUUGAAAGCUUGCCACUUUCACAUGUAGAGCUUGAUCAAGAAAUUUCUGUUGCCAAGUCUUAUAUUUAUGUAGCUGCUUACUGGGUCAUUAGGAGCGCCUUCACAUGCUCUUCGCAAAUCACUGAUUUGACACCCAUGAAACCUGAGCAAGUGCAUUCAGAUUCAACAGUAAGUGCAGCAUGGGAGCUCUCAAGUUUGGUUUAUCGGUUAAGCAGGAUAUGCAGUUGCCUCAGACGGCAGGUGGAUGUGUGUCAUCAACAAUUAGAGAAAAAGAUUUGGGAAAAGCUAUUGAGUCUCUUUCAGGAGGUCCCCGGGGACAAUCAAGAGGUGCUCGAUACGUUAUUUGCUUCAACGAAUGACCUGCCACUUAAGGAUUGUUCCUCACAAGCAAAGGUUGGUGUGUCUGAGCUGAACAACAAGGUAGUGAUGCUCUUAAUCUCAAAGCCAGAGCUCCUCCCAAUAGAAAAAUUACUUUUGCUGGUUCAACAAACAUAUGAUCACCCUCUCAACAAGAAGUAUAAGGGAAGUUAUGAGAUUGUAUGGGUUCCCAUUCCGUCUACAAAUACAUGGACUGACGCUGAGGUGAGAAGUUUCAACCUUUUCUCAAACUCUUUACCAUGGUACUCAAUAAGGCUACCAUGGUUACUUAGCUCAGCAGUGGUGAACUAUGUAAAACAAGCAUGGACCUACACGGGUGAGCCUCUCAUGGUAGUGUUGGAUUCAAAAGGGAUGGUUAGCAACUCAAAUGCAAUUGACAUGGUAAUGAUCUGGGGAGCCCGGGCAUAUCCCUUUUCAGCUUCAGGGGAAAAAGUGCUCUGGGAAGAGGAGAAUUGGACAGUGCAACUUAUGAUUGGCGAGAUUGACACCUUAUUGGCUAGCUGGGUGGAAGAAGGCAGAAACAUUUGCAUUUAUGGAAGUGAGAACAAAGAAUGGAUUCAAGAGUUAAAUUCUAAAUUGACGGAAAUAAAAAGUGCAGGUGUGCAGCUUGAGAUGGUGUAUGUAGGCAAGAGGAACCUGGAUGAACAUGUAAGGAACAUUUUGGCCAGCAUUCCUAAAGAAAAUCAUACUGAUUCUAUCUCUUUCACGAAAAUUCAAUUCUUUUGGCUUCGGCUGGAGAGUAUGAGAAGGUCAAAACUCCGACUGGGAAAGAGCGUCGACACCGAUCAUAUUCUAAAGGAGGUGUCAGCAUUGCUAGACUUCACUGACAAGGGUUGGGCAAUAAUAGGGAAAGGGUCUUCCACAGAUAUUGUGAAGCUUCAAGGAAAAGAACUCGUACAAUGUUUGAAUCUUUUUCUUUCUUCACAAUGGGGAGAAAAUGUGGCAAACCUCGGAUUCCUGGAUGCCAUUAGGGGUGCUCCUGAACCUAUUCCUUUAACUGAGCCUUGCAGUCACUCUAAUGUCAUUCCUUAUGCUAAGGGGUUGCUUGAAGGAACUGCAAUUUGUGAGAAAUGUAAGCAUCACAUGAAGAAGUUUGUUGUCUUUGAAUGAAAUGUAAUGGACUAGGUGACUCCAAACUGCGUUUCCUGCACUUUCUGAUAUCCUUUUAGAUUUA
Messenger RNA from Corylus avellana, 2213 nucleotides. Lineage: Eukaryota; Viridiplantae; Streptophyta; Magnoliopsida; Fagales; Betulaceae. The record is from RefSeq and is a predicted model, not a curated record.